Actinia tenebrosa (Australian red waratah sea anemone) is the source of this 3074-nucleotide messenger RNA. Its product is annotated as cartilage oligomeric matrix protein. Gene Ontology annotation, cellular component: extracellular region. NCBI's taxonomy places the organism in Eukaryota, Metazoa, Cnidaria, Anthozoa, Actiniaria, Actiniidae. Gene Ontology annotation, molecular function: calcium ion binding. The record is from RefSeq and is a predicted model, not a curated record. Gene Ontology annotation, biological process: cell adhesion.
GUCUGUGAGGACAUCAACGAGUGUGCAAAUGGUAGAAAUGGCGGAUGCUCUAUUCAUUCAGAGUGCAUCAACACUCAGGGAAGCUAUCGAUGUGGACCAUGUAAACCUGGCUAUGAUGGCGACUCUACUCGUGAGUGCAAACGAGUGUUAUUCUGCUCUAAUGCUCCAAGGGCAAAUCCUUGCGGGAAACUUGCACAUUGUAUACCAAGAAACGAUGGGCGGAAUUAUGAAUGCAAGUGUAAGCCAGGGUACGGUGGCGAUGGCGUUCGCUGCGGAAAAGAUUCCGACAUGGAUGGAUAUCCAGACAGAGCGCUUGGCUGUAAAGGACCGAAAUGUGCCAAGGACAACUGUCGCGAAAUACCCAAUAGUGGGCAGGAAGACGUGGAUGGUGAUGGUACUGGAGAUGCGUGUGAAUACGAUGCUGAUGGUGACCGAAAACCAUCUAAGGAUCAAGACAAUUGCCCAAGCGUGCCCAAUGAAGAUCAACAAGAUACGGACGCUGAUGGUGUAGGAGACGCCUGUGAUAACUGUCAAACAGUUAACAAUCCCGAUCAAGAGGACACUGAUAAAGAUGGCAUUGGUGAUGCGUGUGAUGUGGACAUUGAUGGAGAUGGUAUAAUCAACGUACUUGACAAUUGUCCAAAGGUUCCCAAUCGAGACCAAAAAAAUACGGACGGUGAUCCUCAUGGCGAUGCUUGCGAUAAUUGCAAAAGAGGAAAAAACCCAGACCAGGCCGACAAAGACGGUGAUGGUAUUGGAGAUGUGUGCGACUUUGAUCAAGACUACGAUAGGGAUGGUGUGGAUGACAGGCAUGAUAAUUGCCUUCGAAAACCGAAUGCAGCCCAACUGGACACCGAUGGAGAUGGACUGGGUGAUGUGUGCGAUUCUGAUGAUGACAACGAUGGCAUUCCUGAUUACAAAGACAACUGCCGAUUGGUCAGAAACGUUGAUCAGAAGGACAGUGACAAUGAUGGUAUCGGAGAUGCGUGUCAAGGUGACUACGAUAACGAUGGGGUACCAGACGCUGUCGAUAUUUGUCCAUACAACCACAACAUAACCAAGACCGACUUCAGUUCAUUUUUCAAUGUAAAUUUUGACCCUCUCAGCAAAAUAAAGGAUUAUCCACAAUGGAAAGCAAGUAAAAAGGGAAAUGAGGUGUAUUUGCGAAAAAACAGCAAUGUGGGAUUAUUUGUUGCCACGCCAAAGUAUGAAGACAUCGAGUUCAGAGGUACUAUGUUUGUCAAUACACAUCAGGAUGAUGACAUCAUUGGCUUUGCUUUUGGCUACCAACAAUAUGGCCAUUUCUUUCUUUUGUCAUGGAAGCGAAAAGAACAGAUGUACUGGAUUGUUAAUCCCUUCAGAGCAACUGCUAAAACAUGGCUAACACUGAAGAGAGUGAAAUCCAGCUCAGUACCUUCACAUGGAAUUCGCAAUGCUUUAUGGCAUACUGCAGAAACUAGACGUCAUACUAAAGUAUUAUGGCAGAAAAGGUUAACACGAGGUUGGAAGCCCAAGACAGCCUAUCGAUGGGAACUCAACUAUACUCCCUCUAAUGGAUACCUUAGACUUCAAAUGUGGGUAGGUACACAACAGCUUAUGGACACAGGCAUAUUACGAGAUCUUGAAAUGAGAGGAGGUCGACUGGGUUUCUUCAGUUUCUCGCAAGGGGAUAUCAUAUGGUCAGACCUCCAAGUUCGUUGUGUUGAUGGUAAAUAAAAGCAUCAGUUAUAUCUGAUGAAUAAAAUAUAACCAACAAUUGAAAAAUCAAGAAAGUAAAUGCACAAGAGUGGGCUGUUCCCUCCAAACAAAUGCUGUUCCACAGAUAGUACAUACCGAGGAAGAAGCUGAAUCAUUACCAAAAUAGAACAUUUGUAUAAACUUCAAAGAGCUAUAUAUUCUUGGAGUCUCAAUGAGCCAGUAGCAAUUAGCUUCAUCCAACACAGCUGUUAGCUAGCACAUCACUGUGCUGAAUUACUACACAGAGGGAUUAAUUGAAGCCAUAUUGUAGGACAUAAAAGGAAUUUUAUUUUUUUGGAAAACAAAACUUCUUGUAAUGAAAAACAUUGCAUUGCUGUGCACCUUAAACAGGGCUUUUUGAAAUAAGAGUUGCAAAAAAAAAAUUAAGUAGUUAUGAGGCAGUCAUACACAAGAGCAUGUUUAGUGCUCCAAGUCAAGGCUGGAUAUGAUAAGUUCAUAUAUUUACAGUAUUUUAUCAAGUCCAACUUCGACUAAGAAAAAUGUAUUUCGGCCAUAACAACAUUGCAGAACAUUAAUUUUUAGGAUCUCAUGCCUCACUUUGUACCCACACUCCCCCUAAUAAAGAAUGUUUCCUUGGGUUUGGCAUACCUUGGUGUCUGUCAUUUCAGAAAAUGAAAUAAGAAAACCUCUGUGACACCUGGCUAUGGUGAUCAACUGGCUUCCUAGAUGUUUCAUUUCUGAAAAUGAUUUCACAUCAGAAUUUCCAAUAUUCAGGGAUCAUUGGUCUGAAAGGACUUAUGUUCAAGUACUUUGCUGUGGAACAUCUUAAGUGGCUUUGUUGGAACUCCCAAAAACAGAGAGGAAUUCUUAUGAAUAUAAAGGCUUUAUAUUUGGGAAAUUUUUUAAGGACCUUAAGGGGGUCAACUAUCAAAUGCUGUAAGUGGACUACAUAAAGUAUUUCAUGUACUGUACCUUGGAACUACACAUCAAACUGUGUGAAGAAAAAACAAAACAUCACAAUUUGCUAAUGCUUUAAAAAUUAAACAGAAAAUUAGCUAGAUUCUUGAGUUUAAAAUACAAAUGUCAAUUAUUAUCAAAAAUAUAAUUAUAAGGUCCACUUAAGCAGUAGAGUGAGAAAAUUUAGAAAAAAUUAUCCAUUUCUUAGGAAUUAUGGCAGAAAUGGAUAAACAUUUUGUUUAUAUUAUUAUCAUAUUUAAGAAUGUAUUUUUGAAUACUUAAAUUAAACAAUUUCAAAAAUAUAUAAAGCUUUUCUCAAUGCAGUGCUACAGUACUGUAUAAGCAUACUCAUAAACAGUUUAAUAUGUCGAACGAAAGUGACAAGUGUGUAGAUUCAAAUUAAAAUUUGACACCUGUUA